Aphanomyces invadans is the source of this 2386-nucleotide messenger RNA. Its product is annotated as glutamine-fructose-6-phosphate transaminase (isomerizing). Lineage: Eukaryota; Oomycota; Saprolegniomycetes; Saprolegniales; Verrucalvaceae. The coding region runs from base 46 to 2145 and encodes 699 amino acids. Gene Ontology annotation, molecular function: carbohydrate derivative binding; L-glutamine:D-fructose-6-phosphate transaminase (isomerizing) activity. The record is from RefSeq and is a predicted model, not a curated record. Gene Ontology annotation, biological process: protein N-linked glycosylation; fructose 6-phosphate metabolic process; carbohydrate derivative biosynthetic process. The transcript has 3 exons.
CCAUAUUUCCCUCCCCACCAGUGUUCGUUUUGCCGCUGACCCAUCAUGUUCCACGUCGGUCGACUCCUCCGCUCUCGAGCGCCCCCAUCUCUUCUCCGCCAGCCGGCUUCGUCCUUCUUGCCGACCAUGGCGACGCGUGCCUUCUCGUCCAAGGCCGCCACCGAUGACAAUGCCUGGGUGGGUUAUGGCCUUGGCGCCGCUGCUCUUCUCCUUGCGGGAGGUGCAUCCAUGACCCAAACCGACAACUGUGGCAUUGUGGGUGUCGUGAGCAAGCACCAAGAUGCCAACAAUUUUUUGCUUGAAGGUUUGACGAUUCUGCAGAACCGCGGGUACGAUUCCGCGGGCAUGGCGACGACCAAGCAUGAUGGGAGCGCGCCCAUUACGGUGACCAAGUUUGCGUCGGUGCAAGGCACAGCCGACUCGAUCAACCUGUUGCGUGAAACCAAGGACCAACAUGCAAACAACACAGUCGGUAUUGCGCACACUCGCUGGGCUACGCACGGCGGCAAGACGGACGAAAACUCCCACCCGCACAUGGACCAGAACAAACGUGUGGCUGUCGUACACAACGGCACGAUCACCAACUACAACGAGCUCAAGAACGAAUUGCUUGAAGCUGGUGUGCAGUUUUCGUCCCAGACUGACACAGAAGUCAUUGCCCAACUCAUUGGUCAAAUCAUGAGCGAAGGCGCGGACUGCUUGACUGCUACCCGCUUGGCUUUGGGUCGUCUGGAAGGAACAUGGGGCAUUUGCGUCAUGGCGCGUGACGAGCCGGGCAAAGUCAUCGUUGCUCGCAACGGGUCGCCUUUGUGCAUUGGGUAUGGCUCGAACUCGAUGUAUAUUGCGUCCGAGACGACGGCAUUCACGCGCCACACAAAGCGUUUCUUGUCGCUUCAAGACGGUGAAGUGGCCGUCGUGAAGGCAGAUACUGCCGAAUUGAACCCUCAGCACCCCGACGACCUCACCACGUUGCAACGCUUCCCCACCAGUCGUUUGGGCACGGCUCCUGAUGUCAAGGUCCGCUUGUCUCCAGCACCGUUCCCGCACUGGACAAUCCGUGAAAUCAUGGAGCAGCCCAAAGCCGUCGCGUCGUCGCUCGGGUACGGCGGCCGCGUUUCAGAUGACCACGUGUACCUCGGUGGAUUGGAAGCAGAGAAGGAAAAGAUGCUCAAGAUCAAGCACUUGCUGAUUUCCGCCUGCGGCACGUCGCUGAACGCUGGGAAGUACGGUGCCAAGAUCAUGCGAACACUGGGGGCUUUUGACUCGGUAUCAACAGAAGAUGCCGGUGAGUGCACAAACGAACGGUUGCCACGUCACGACGGCGGUCUGUUGGUUGUAUCUCAGUCGGGCGAGACCAAGGACGUCCACCGCGUGCUCCAGUUGCAAGGUGCGCAGGAAAUGCCCAUGUUCUCCGUCGUCAACGCCGUCGGGUCUCUCAUUGCGCGCACGACCAAGUGCGGCGUGUACUUGAAUGCGGGCCGUGAAAACGCUGUUGCUUCGACCAAGGCGUUUGUGACCCAAGUCACUGUCAUGGGCUUGAUUGCGGCCUGGUUUGCGCAGAACCGACCCGAGUCAGCGGUGAACCGAUCCAAGUUGGAUGAGCUGAUUCAGUCGCUUCACCGCCUUCCCAUCACGAUUGGUAUGGCCCUCCGCACCCGCGCGCAAUGCGUCGAGGUGGCGCAGAAGCUCUUGCCGAGCGAACACUUGUUCGUGCUGGGCAAAGGCUACGGCGAACCGAUUGCGUACGAAGGCGCGUUGAAGAUCAAGGAGAUUACGUACUUGCAUGCGGAGGGGUACUCUGGCGGGGCGCUCAAGCACGGCCCGUUCGCGUUGAUUGAAGACAAGGAAGGUCAGUUUGGCUCGACUCCUAUCAUUCUUGUCGUGUUGGACGACGAACAUGGCCACCUCAUGAAGACGGCGGCGGAAGAAGUCCGCGCCCGCGGCGCGUACACGAUUGUCAUCACAGACAAUCCGGCCAUGUGCCAAGGCAUUGCGGACGCGAUCAUCCCGAUCCCGAACAACGGCCCGAUGACCGCGCUCUUGGCGAGCAUUCCUCUCCAACUGAUUGCGUACGAACUCGCUGUGAAGCGUGGCAUUAACCCGGACGUCCCGCGUAAUUUGGCCAAGGCCGUCACAGUCGACUAAGUUUGUCUGGACGUCCCAGGCUCGACAUCUAAGCAUGUACUUGUGUCGAAUUGCGUCGUGUUGAAGCAUCUCGUCGGUCGGGACGGCUCGCUGCAUUCGAAUCGACGGCACCCGGAAGCCACCAUCACAACGUCUCUUUGAAUAGCUUUGCCUGGAUUGUUGCGAAAGGAAGCAGUUGUAUGUACAAUUUACAUGUGUGCGGCUCGUUCGACGGUGCAGCGUCCACGAUGUGUUGGUCUUU